This is a messenger RNA of Sardina pilchardus (European sardine), 1713 nucleotides long. RefSeq names its product cathepsin Ba (gene ctsba). Gene Ontology annotation, cellular component: lysosome. Gene Ontology annotation, biological process: regulation of catalytic activity. Bases 131 to 1123 code for a protein of 330 amino acids. The transcript has 10 exons. Gene Ontology annotation, molecular function: cysteine-type endopeptidase activity. Lineage: Eukaryota; Metazoa; Chordata; Actinopteri; Clupeiformes; Clupeidae. The record is from RefSeq and is a predicted model, not a curated record.
GAUUGAAAACUUCUAUUUAAAACAGAAUCGAAAGCAAUGGGAACAUUGCCUAGAAGAGCCAUCAUUCAGACGCUUCGCCUUUGGGUCGAACUCCAACCCUAAUCAGUGUGUCAGACAGUGGACAGGAAGAAUGUGGCGUCUGGUUUGUUUGUGUUUCGUCGCUGCACUGGCAAGCAGCUGGGCUAGACCGCGUCUUCCCCCUCUCUCAAAUGAUAUGGUGAACUACAUUAACAAAGCCAACACCACCUGGAAGGCCGGCCACAACUUUCACAAUGUGGACUACAGCUAUGUGCAGAAGCUGUGUGGUACUCUGCUGAAAGGACCGAGACUCCCCAUCACGGUGCAGUAUGCUGGGGAUGUGUCACUGCCUGAUAGCUUUGACUCGCGUGAGAACUGGCCUAACUGCCCCACCAUCAAAGAGAUCAGGGACCAGGGCUCAUGCGGUUCCUGCUGGGCUUUCGGUGCUGCUGAGGCCAUGUCUGACCGCGUGUGCAUUCACAGCGAUGCCAAAGUGAGUGUGGAGAUCUCCUCCGAGGACCUGCUGACCUGCUGCGAGUCCUGUGGGAUGGGGUGCAAUGGUGGCUACCCAUCUGCAGCAUGGGACUUCUGGACUACUGAGGGGCUGGUGUCGGGCGGACUCUAUGACUCUCAUAUUGGCUGCCGUCCCUACACCAUUGAGCCCUGUGAGCACCAUGUGAAUGGUUCUCGACCCCCGUGCUCUGGAGAGGGUGGCGACACGCCCAGGUGUACAAAGAAAUGUGAAGCUGGAUACUCUCCUGCCUACAAAUCUGAUAAACACUUCGGGAAGACCUCCUACAGUGUGGGAUCAAGUGAGAAGCAGAUUAUGAGGGAGAUCUCUGAAAAUGGGCCUGUAGAGGGUGCCUUCUCAGUCUAUGAGGACUUCCUGCUGUACAAGGGUGGAGUGUACCAGCAUGUGACUGGGUCUGAGGUCGGAGGUCAUGCCAUUAAGGUCCUGGGCUGGGGAGUAGAUAACGGCACCCCCUACUGGCUGUGUGCUAACUCCUGGAACACUGACUGGGGCGAGAAUGGCUUUUUCAGAAUCCUCAGAGGAUCAGAUCAUUGUGGCAUUGAGUCGGAGAUGGUUGCUGGUAUCCCUGCCUAAUGCCCUGUGAUUGGUGAAGACUGAGGGCGAGACGAGGGCUACUGCACUCAAUGAGCCCUCCCGUCCUGUACAAACAUCCACAUGAAACACUUCCCAGCUGCUGUACUGUAGGUGACAUGUGACAUGACUUGUGGCUUAGUACUGCCUGAUGCAGAGUUGGACACUUUGUUUCUUAGAAAUCAACACAAUGUGGCUUUCCUUUUAAAAGGCUUCAGACAUGGUCCACAUUUUUUUAGUUUUUAAUGGUAUGAUUUUUAUUGAGCGUGACUGAGUGAAUAGUAUUGAAUUGGAACUAAGUUGACAGGGUCUUAUUUUGCACAAUUGAACCACUAGAACUAAGUUGUGUAGUAUUGUGGAUAUCAAACAUGCUUGUUCUGACCUGAAUCAUAGAUCAAACUGGCUGAUGUGUUGAUGCUUUUAUAUGUAAUGUUGUUUUUCCCCCUUUUUUUUAAAAAAAAAACCCCUAAAACUCUUCUAUCGUGAUGGUGUGUUGUAAAAGUUAGUAUUUCUUUUGGAAUUGGAUUCAGGGCUUGGAUUGUACUUUUCAGUUUUUAUUCCUGUGAAUAAAUAAAAUUGUCAUGUCUCUUCCA